AAUGCUGUGUAAUAUUCAGGAGCAAUACCGAAGUCGAAUGCGUUGAGCAUUGAGCAACGUUUCCACGAGAUAUCUUGAACACCGUUUCUGCGAACAAGGAUUAACAAACUAAGGGAGGUAACUUGCAACAAAGAUAAAAGAUUCAGAUGACAAUCAAAGUUGACAAGCCAGGUCCCAAUAGAAAUGCAAAUUGAAGUGUUGCGGAUAAAAUGAGUCGCUGGAAGGGUUAGGACCGUCUCUAUCACGCUGCAGCUGGAAGACGGAGGCAAACGCUGAACCUCAAAAAUGUCUUGGUUAUAUCUUGGUUAUAUUAUUGCAUUUCUCCUGUUUUCAAUGGAACUUCAACCUUUUAGCGCAGUAGAUUACAAGCUGGAUGGAGAUUCUUAUAUAACCUAUAUUCCUGCUGCAGAAUUUCCAAAAACUACCUCGACAAUUCAUAUGCUUUUUCGAACUGCUGAGAGCUUUGGAGUCUUGCUUCACGCACGAGGAACAAACGAUGAUUUUAUUACGCUGGAGAUUGUGAGAGGAAAAUUGAGAUAUGUAUCCGUGUUUGGUCGAGGUAGCACAAGGCCUGGAACCUAUGAUUACGUCAUUGGAGAUGAUCUUGGCGAUAAUGAGUGGCAUCAACUGGACAUUGAACGCAAUAAAAAUCUUGUUGUAAUAAAACUUGACAUUACAAGACAGCGUUUGAUUAGUGGAACGUCACAAAUACAUCAGAAUACCGACGAUUAUAUUACAGUGGCAGGAUUACCCGCAUCUAUCAAGGAUAGUCCCUCAAUUACACCUACAAAUACCUCAACAUCCUUAAAUACUCCUAAAGGCCUCACAGUACCGCCGGUAUCCCUUACUAGAACUUUGUUCAAAGGAUGUAUGGCGGACGUCACUUUCAAUAAAGUUAAUAUAUUUGAAGCCACCAAAAAAAAAGCAAAAGAAGUACAAGUCUUUGGUAACCUGUGGCCAAAAUGUGCUCCUGAUGCAGAGAAUUACUAUCCACCAGCCACCUUUACUAAAUCCACUUCGUUCAUAAAACUAGAUACGUUGAAUGGACAGCAUUUUGAUUUGGGUUUAAAAUUUCGGACUUUUGACCAUACUGGAGUGUUGAUACACUACAGAUUUGGUUUGAACUCUGAAGGAAAUUUACUUGUUGAGUUAUUGAAGGGGGAAAUAACGUUUAGUUAUGCUUUCGAAAACGUGAAGAUAAAAACAAUUCUCUCUCCUAAACUAAGCACAUAUGCCAGUGGUGUCUGGCACAAGGUAAAGGUGAAUUUCACAUCAAAUAAGGUGGAUAUUAAUAUCAAUAAUGCUACAACUCAGACGUUACUGGACGUCUCGAGAACGACAAAUAUCACACAAAAUGCUGAACUAGAGAUUGGAACGAGUUCAAAGGACAAGCCUUCCUUACAAGGUUGUGUCAAAGAAAUACAAGUGAAUGGGAAACAUAUUACUGUUCUUAAAAGCAAUACGAGUAAGGAUGUUGUUCUUGAUCAAUGCUACCUAAAAGAUCUUUGUUUCAAAAGUCCGUGUCUCCACCAGGGUGUUUGCAAACAGCACAACUACAAGGUACAGUGUGAUUGUACCAACACUAGUUACUCUGGUUCACGUUGUGAGAAUAUCUCAGCUUUACAUCAACCCAACGCCACCUCAACAAGAAAGCCAUCUAUUACCAUGUCCAGUGGCAAGUUACAAACACAUAAUUCCAGCCAAACAACUGUCAAAACCAUCCGACCAUCCACAACCAGUACUGACAAGUCAUCGCUUCUCUUCUCCACGCAAAGUACAAACGUUAAAUCUACCAGAAACUUGAAGCAAACCUCAACUGUGAGAACAGUUCAUACCACAAUGAGGACGAAACGCAAGCAAUUAAUCACAACAGAUCAUCUGGCGAGCAAGCAAGUAACUACGGGUGAAUCAAAGCAUUUCAUGUCAUCAACGAGUUCACCAGAGCAAGUUGUUACAAGAACAAGCAAGAAACCUUCAGGGAAACCAGACCAACCAAUCUUAACGGACAGCCGAAUCUCUACUACAAAACCAAAGCAAUUCACCACAACAAGAAUAGUUACAAUAACCACCAGUGAAACCCAAGACGCCUCGAGCCCAAAAUUAACAAAAACCUCGCGUCCACAGUUAACUACCCCACAACACAACCUACCCACUCGACCCUCAGCGUUACCCACACAUCUAGCCACCCCAGGGUUUACCCAACCCACCAGACAAAAACCCACCCAAAAGAGAAACACACAAAUUAUCAUCAUCGAGAAGUCGAAUACGAUCACGAACUAUGGUAUUAACAAGAACCAGAUUUUGGUGUAUCUAUUUUUGUUGAUAAUUUUCCUAUUGUUCAUUGGACUUAUUGUGAUAAUUAGCGUGAAGAUGAGUUAUUUACAGGCCUGUUCUUGCCUAAGACGAUUUCAAACAGUUAAUGGUUCCAUACCAAGACAGGAUUCAAUUGAAUUGGGCCCGCAAGGUAGAAAAGAGUCGGGAACUGCGGUUAGAGUGAAAACCGAAAGGCCGUCUUCUUUCAAUGAUUCUGGUAUUGAUCGUAGCGAGUCGGGAACGAACAGCCACCGAAGCUCAGCGGAAGUUCAAGACGAAAUACCCGACAGCGGAGAUCUGGCAACCAGUUUAGAAAACCGCGGAGAGCUGAGUCCUAGUUCAGAUGACUCGAAUGAAGGAUUCCUGAUUUUGCAAGAGGAUCCGACACUUUACACACAGAGAAGCUUUGGUUGGACUGUUUUGAACGGCACGAACACAAUCAGACAUUGCAGGACUUCUACCAGUGAUCUGAUACACGCCUCCAAUGAAAAUAAGCCGCGAGCAUUCAGACCAGCGUACUACCCAAACUCGGAGAUUUCCGAUGUCGUUCGAGUGGAAGGUGACGUGAAAAGUGAUAAAAUGAAAUAUCGUAAUCCAACGACGAAGUACCGACAGUUGACGACAAGCGACACCUCUAGUUCAGAUGAUAUGCCCCCCAGCCCUGGUUUCGAAGCCAAUUCUGAGUGUCAAGUGUUUUAAAAUUUGGCAAGAAAUUCUGAAAUCUAAUUCACCACAACGUUGGGUUGUCAAACAUGGACAAACAAUUCACCAUCGUAUUUCACAAACUCAGAGAUAUCCUUUGUGUUGAAGAGGGGCCGUAGAGACGGUUAGGUCUGAGACCUAAUGUAGACACUCAUUGAGAGCAAAAAUCCAAGAAUCUUAAAUUAUGGAAAAUAGCAUGUUCAUUAGAUUAAAAUAUCUAUCCAGAAGAACAAAUUAUGUAGUCACGUUAUAUAUGGCAUUUGUAGAGAGACUUUUUACAUAUUUUAUGGCAAUUUUGUACAUAACCUAAACAGCA
Molecule: messenger RNA, 3331 nt
Organism: Dendronephthya gigantea
Lineage: Eukaryota; Metazoa; Cnidaria; Anthozoa; Malacalcyonacea; Nephtheidae
Product: contactin-associated protein-like 2
Exons: 3
Coding region: 286-3012 (908 amino acids)
Source: RefSeq, a predicted model, not a curated record